AUGAACAAGAAAAAGAUCCAUGAAUUAGAAACUAUUCCAUUGGGAAUCUCCAUUUCGGCCUUGAUGGGUGAUAUCCCGAAAAAGUGUGGUGACCCCGGCCCUUGCCUAGUCACUUGCACCAUAGAUGGGAUACAUUUUGUUGAUUGUAUGUGCGAUCUUGGCGCUUGUGUGAAUAUUAUGCCCUUGUCCGUCUAUGAGGUUUUGAAGCUUCCACCGUUGAAACGGUCGGCCGCCCGGUUUGUUUUGGCGGACAAAAGCAUAAUUUCCGUAGUUGGUAUUGCGGAGGAUGUUCUAGCGAGUAUAAAGGGAUUGGUCUUCCUGAUUGAUUUUCACAUUCUUGAGAUGCCCCCUAGUGAUUCCAAAAGGACUUCAUCUAUCUUGCUUGCGAGGCCAUUUUUGAAGACCUCCCGGUUUAAAUUAGACGCUUUUUCGGGUACCUAUUCUUUUGAGAUCGAUGAAAGAACGGAGAGCUUUAAUCUUGAUGAAGCCAUGAGACAUCCACCGGAUGACCACUCUAUUUUCCGGUGUGAUAUGAUUGACAAUGUGGUAGCCGAAGUCCAUAAUGAUGGUUUUGAAGAGAAAAGUAUGAUUCAAAGUCCAAGUGUGGGGAACCCCCAUGUAUGUGAAGAAGAUGCCUUAUCACCCCCACUGCUACCGGAUGACAAAGUGCUAAGUCAUGAACAAAAGGUAGAUUUGAAACCACUCCCAUCCCACCUAAAAUAUGCCUUCCUUAAAGAUGACCAAAAGCUCCCGGUAAUUGUUGCAAAAGAGCUCACCUCCCACCAAGAGGAGAAGUUGCUUAAUAUCUUGAGGAGAAACAAAAAGGCCAUUGGGGUGGAGCUUGGGGGACUUAGUUGGCAUUAG
Molecule: messenger RNA, 864 nt
Organism: Arachis ipaensis
Lineage: Eukaryota; Viridiplantae; Streptophyta; Magnoliopsida; Fabales; Fabaceae
Source: RefSeq, a predicted model, not a curated record